AUGGGUCGAGAAAAACGAAAGACAAGACUGAACAAGGGAGAAAGCGGAGAAUUUCUGGGUUUUGCAGCCUUUGCUGCACCUGCAGCAGCUCCUUCUGCCACCAAGGGAGCGUCGCCAUCAGCUCCCUCAUUGACGAUAUCACCGAUAUAUACGGGAUCCGACAGUUAUCUAUCCUUGAUAUUUCCACGCAUUGGUCAAAAACGAGAUGCUACUACCAAAGCCAAAGCAGUGGGAGAUUUGAAGGCUUUCUUUGCCGACGAUUGCAAGCCAAAAAAGGCAAAAGUCGAAGCAUUGAGUCAUUUUUGCUAUCUAUUUCAUUCCAAACUACAUUACGAUAAUACGCCCCGAGUACGAGCUAGUUGCUUGGAGUGUUUCCUACCAGCUGCCGAAUCCGUCCCCAAAGCAUGGAAGACACUGACCGAAAUCCAACCAGAAAUCCUCGGCAUCAUUCUAUGCAGUAUGGCCGAUCCAGGAACUGAGGUGCGAAUGGCGGCAAAUGCCUUGGUAGAAAGUCUAGAGGCGUCAGAUCCAAACAACUUUACGGAGGGAACCUGGGAUUAUGUCGAACGGAUACUCUCCUAUGGAAGUUCUAAAGCCAUGUCCGAAGAGUUGUUCCAAAAAGGGAAAGAUUCUGCUUCGGCUGAUCAAAAGGAAGAAUUGGAGGAACGAUACGAAAGAAUCGUUGGGACUGCAAUUGGAGGAAUGCAACUCUACUUGCAAAAAUAUCAUUCCGAUACUGCUCCGACAACAAGAGCCAAUGUCAAGUUUUUAUGGAAGGCCAUGUCCAGCAACAAACCAUCCCUUCGACAGCGAACCUUUUCACUGCUUUCGACGAGUUUUCAAAAGGCGCCUUCUUUGGUGGACAAUGAUAAGAUUUCCAAAAUGCUCUUGCAGACGCUUUCGGCCGAGAAGGAAGCCUCGAAUAUCCCAUCCCUUUUGGAGACCUUAAUUUCCUUUGUUGCCUCAUAUCCACAAGAAGAACGAUCGAGUACCAUGUCCUUGUAUACCAAACCAUUGACGAAACUUUUCAAAAAAGGAUGUCUCGGAGCUAGCCGCUGGUCUCCCACCGUCUUGCCCAUUGUGGCACUACUUCCACAAGAGGAACAAGCCUCGCUGUUGACUUGUGUAUGGGAAGGCCGGGUGAAUGUGGCGGGUUUGGCCGAAGAGCUGGAAGUAGUGGGAGCCGUUGCCGAAACGGCCACCUUUUUGCUGUUAAAGGCAAGUCAUGUUUUUUCCGAGAUCAUUGCCAAGUGCUGGUUGUAUUCUCUUCAGACCUUUUUGACGACCGAAGGGAGCGGACCGGCCAGGCGAUCACUCGACAAGCUGUGCGAAAUUCUCGCGAGGGAUUGGAUGCAAUUGAAUCAGGCAUCUCAGAGCAAGGAAACUUCUGCCAUCUUUCAAUUGAAGGAUUGGUUCUGGAAUCAAGAAUUGGAAAAGGUUGUCCUCGAAGACAAUGUAAACAAUGGACAAAUGCUUUCGCUCAUUCAAUUGCUUGCAGUCAAGGAGGCGUCCGAAGCUAAUCAAUGGGCUCACAUUAUUCAAAAGAAAUUUCAUAAAGUGUUGGCUACUUGCCAGGGAAAUUCGGGCUUGGUUCCGGCAAUGGACGUUUACGAAUUAUGGAUUGCUAUUUUGGAGAAGCUUUCCGUGGACCAUGUUUUUGACAAGCCUAAAUUGGACAAAUUUGUCAUGAACGAUCUCUUGCGGUGGAUGGUCAUCCAUACCAGUUCGGUUUCGGAACAGGCCGAUGCCAACUUGACUAGGUGCGAUUUCACCUUGUAUCGACUAUGCCGGUCCAUGACCAAUGACGGUGUCUGGAACACACUCCUAAAGGAAUUAGUUGCGGCCAAGUGCGACUUGUCGUACUUGCAAGUUGGCUUGGAAACUGUGCUGCAGGCACAAGGAUCAGCCGAUCUUUUCCCGUGUUUGACUUUGGACGAGCUGUGCGUCCAAGUGGCCCAAGAAGCAGUCCAUCCUUUGGAGCUUGCUCUGGACUUUAGUGUGGCUAGUGACCUUUCGGCCGAGCACAACCAAAAGGUUUCGAAUUUCUUGAAGGUGUGCCUUGGGCUUGGCAAGUAUGACAACUUAUUGGAAAGGACGUCGAUCGAAUCGAUGGUGAAGUAUGCCUGUCCAGAGGAUUACUUGAUUUCCAUGGAGGAUAAUCCUGUUUUGGAGACUCUUGUUCAGAUGAUAAUUGCUGGCCGUCUUGGCGCUCAAGACGAGAAGUCUAUCCUGGUACAAAGCUGGCGACAAGGAGGAGACUUGUGGGAAAGCGAAGCGAUCCCCUUCGUCGCAGACAAGGAGUCACACUUGGUCUCCUUGAUCGAAUUGGCGUCCACCGAAACCAAGGCAAUGUUGAAUCAAGUAUCAUCUGAGCAUCUUUCUCAUGUCUGGUCUGAGAGAGCCAACCGUCUUCUAGGACUGUGCCGAAUCGAGAGCGAAGCGACACUACCAGCACCCGAUCUUUCACUUGUUGGGUUGUCAGACCAAUCGAAGUGGUCCAGCGAACCAAGUCCCUUCCUGUCCAUGUCUUUGAUGAAUCUCUUGUCGCAGAUGGAAUCCAAAGAGAACAAACGAUUGCUAUUCUCUAAUUUCCAAGGUUCCGUUUUGGAGCCGUUUUUGGACAUUUUGCUGAGCUUGUCGAGCGCCAACAGCGAUAUUCUCAAGGCAGAUUUUGCAAGACGGCGAACAGACACGUGUUCUGCACUGUUGCAAGCAAUUGAUACAGCUUCCAUAGAGAAUUCACAAUUGGAUGAAUGGUGCGACAAGCUUAUUUCUCUCCUGGCAUCUUUGUUUGACAAAGGGGACGAGCUGCGAUGUUGCCGGGGCGUUGCAGUGCUUUCGCAGUUGGUCGAAUUUCGAUUCCGUACGAUUCGCCCAGUGGAAUCCACCACAGACGACCAGUUGCAGAUUCAUCAAAUUGUAAAGGGUGACACUGUAUGGUACAUUGUGCAGUCUGAGGAUCCUUCUAUCAGGGAGAAAUGCACUAUCGUCAAGGUUCACAACGAUUUGCCGGGUGAAAGGUAUUUUACAAUUCGUUUGAAUCGCGACGGGGAAGACCAAGAGCGCCAAACGGUCGUGGACAGGCUCCGAAAAGCACCAUUUGCUGCAGGCGAGGCAAGUGCUGCUGCAGUGUAUGCUAAAGACAUUUCGAAGGAAGAGAGUAUGGAGCGUGGCAAACUACUAAAGCUCAUUCUUGAUCAACUAAUCGUUCCAAAUUGGGAGAAGUGGCCUACCGAAUGUUUCGAGUUGGUUAGUAUUGCGAUUUCACAGUGCGGACUACUCGGGGGACGAGGAAUCGGAACAGAUCAUCACAUGAUUCUUCAAAAAUUAAUGAAGAUUCAAAGUGACAAUCUUGUUACAUUAGAGGGGUUGUCAUCUGACAACGUUGACAAGGUUGCAUCUGCGAUGCAAAGCCUUUCAUAUUCCCUGGGAUACGGCAAGAAUGUUCCAAAAUUGCAGAGUCUGAAUCUCGUUGGAUUUAGUCCAGUUAGCUCCAUGAAAUCCAUCGUUGGCUACCUUGAUGAGAACGAGGCAGAGGUCGAAGAGGAAUUUGAUUCGGCUGCUGCAAUGUGGCUAAGCGUCUCAGCCCCAGAGGUUUCUGACAAAGAUCUGCGACAGCAAGUGUUUUGGCACCUCUAUCGUCUGUCGGCUCGACUAAUUCAGAGCGAGGGGAGCGAUGAAUUCAGUUCGCGUGAUUUCGUGGCGCUACGGGCCAUUGCAAUAGCACAGAAGGAAAACCACAAAUCAAGGGCAGGUGUUUCUCUGCUCGAUGAUUCUGAAGCAGAAGCAUUGUCCGCGCUCAUCAAGUCCUUCUUCUGUCAGUGGGAUUCCGAAAGCCAAAAUGGUUUGCCGCUUUGGAGUUCCAGCAAAAUUUUCGACAAUGUCUUCAGCGAUGGUCUCAGAAACCGAAGCUCUCUCAUGGGUCAUGCUUGCCGUCCGUGUGUCGACGACGUUGUACAUUCCUUAUCCAAAGAAAGCAAAAGGGUAUACGCUGCCAAGCUUUUGAAAGCAUUUGCAGAUAAAGGAGUGCCGCUUCAUGCUGAACCCACUGCCCCUAAUAGUACUACCGCGUCCAAGCUUGACCAAUGGUGCUCUGAUCUCAUUGAUGAAGAGAUCGAAGAGCUGGAAGAUGAUAUCGAUGCAGUUGCACAAUGGGUGCCAGCAAAAAUGAUGAACGAGGUCGAGAGCUGGUACGAACAGACAGAGGGGGGCAAUGUUGCCACGCCCGCAGACGGAGACUCGGCCGUGUAUGUUGUCGAUGAUGCCACUGCAUGUGCCCGAAUGCUCACUUGGAAUUCGUUAUGCGAGAUCACCAAGGUUGCUGCUGAAAAAAAUUCGGUGAAUCGGUCGUCGUUCGCUGCCUACAUUACCAAGUGCAAGGCCGUCGACUCCAUUUUGAAUCUUGCUUUGUCGUAUGGCAACGUCGGAACGGAUAGAAAAAUGAAAUUUGAGAAGGUUAAAGAUGCCAACACAAUCCUAGAGUCGGGAACCGAGAUCAAUCUUGCCCAAUUGUCAGCACUAACCAUUUUCAACACCAUUGAGGUCUUUCCCUCGGUUUCCAAGACUUGGUGGGAGAUGGGCUGCCCGAAAUUUGCUACACAAGCUAUUCGCGAGUUUGUGGAAACAAAUGUCUCACCAGAGAUACUUCGCAACGAACUCCAACAUAUGAAACAGACAUCAUCUUUUGGCAACAUGAACGUCAAGGGGAGCGCCAUCAGUCGGGAGGUAACGGCGUCGUACGUCCAGGACGAUUUCACCCUUUCUGUCGCUAUUGCAACGCCCAUUUCCUUUCCAUUCAGGAGUGCCGUGGUCGACUGCUCGAAAACUUAUGGUGUGCCAGAGAAGAGGUGGAAGCGAUGGGCACUACAAAUCACUCAGAUUCUGAACACUCAAGGUGGAACGCUGGGUGACGCCCUGAUGUUGUGGAAGGACAACGUGGACAAGGAAUUCGAAGGGGUCGAACCUUGUCCCGUUUGUUAUUCCGUUCUUCAUGUCAAGACGCACAAACAACCCACUGUGGAAUGCAAUACAUGCCACAAUCGCUUCCACAUCGAAUGUUUGUCCCAAUGGUUCCGGCAAAGUGGCAAGAGAAAUUGUGUCAUCUGCCAGCAGCCAUGGAGCGGGACUCGGGUGUCAUAG
This is a messenger RNA of Cylindrotheca closterium, 5139 nucleotides long. Lineage: Eukaryota; Bacillariophyta; Bacillariophyceae; Bacillariales; Bacillariaceae. The record is from the annotation of a GenBank genome assembly.